Rangifer tarandus platyrhynchus (Svalbard reindeer) is the source of this 585-nucleotide messenger RNA. The record is from the annotation of a GenBank genome assembly. NCBI's taxonomy places the organism in Eukaryota, Metazoa, Chordata, Mammalia, Artiodactyla, Cervidae.
AUGCCGUCUUUGCCACUGCGCAUCGCAGUGGUAUGCUCCAGCAACCAGAACCGGAGCAUGGAGGCGCACAACGUCCUCAGCAAAAGAGGAUUCAGCGUCCGGUCCUUCGGAACAGGAGAAAAGGUAAAGCCUCUAGGACCAACACGUGACAGGCCAAACGUCUAUGAUUUCAGAACCACGUAUGAGGAGAUGUACAAAGACCUCCUUAGGAAAGACAAAGAAUACUAUACGGAGAAUGGCAUUUUACCGAUGCUGGAAAGAAAUAAGAAUAUCAAGCCCAGGCCGGAGAGGUUCCAGGAGUGCACAGACCUGUUUGACCUCAUCCUCACCUGUGAAGAGCGAGUGUAUGAUCAGGUGGUGGAAGAUCUGAAUUCCAGGGAGCAGGAGACCUGCCAGCCCGUGCAUGUGGUCAACGUGGACAUCCUGGACACCCACAAGGAGGCCACCCUGGGAGCGUUCCUCAUCUGCGACCUGUGCCAGUCCAUCCAGUGCAUGGAGGACAUGGAGAACGGGAUCGACACGCUGCUGCAGGAGUUCGAGGGAAAGUACGGCAAGAGCUUCCUGCACACCGGCUGCUUCUACUGA